AUGAUCAAUGGGCUAUGGCAACUUGCCGGCGGGCACGACGCGGAUGUUGAUGUUGAGUCAGCCGCCAACGCCAUAGGACCACUGAUUGAUCAUGGCCUAUCCGCUUUCGACAUGGCCGACCACUACGGCGACGCCGAGCUCGUGGUCGGGGCGCACAUUACCGCCUCUGCCUCCGCACGACCCAUCACGGCCUUCACCAAGUGGUGCCCAGCCGAGAACGGCAUCAAGUCGCUCGCCAAUGCCGAGGCAGCUGUCGACCGCGCCCUGGCCAGGAUGAAGCAGUCGCAGAUAGCGCUCAUGCAGUAUCACAUCUGGGAUUAUAGCGACGACACAUACCUGUGCAACCUGGCGCACUUGCGCACCUUGCAGGAGCAGGGUAAGAUCCUGCAUGUAGGAUUGACGAACACGGAUGCUGCUCACCUGGAGCUGCUUAUCCACUCGGGGUAUCGCAUUGCUACGAAUCAAGUGUCCUGCUCACUCCUCGACCAGAGGCUGGUCCAGGGACGGCUAGGUAAGUUGUGUGCAGAAAACAAUGUGGGGAUACUAGCGUAUGGAACGCUGCUGGGCGGCUUCUUGAGCGAGAAGUGGGUGGAUGCGCCGGAGCCUACGGAGAUGAGCCCUCUCAAUUGGAGUUUGCGGAAGUAUCUGCGCUUUAUACAAGCGGCGGGUGGAUGGCAGGCUUUUCAGCAUCUCUUGAAGGCUGCGGAAGCUGUAGCGAAGAAGCACAAUGUCCCGAUUUCCGCCGUUGCGACACGCUGGGUGCUUGAUAUCCCGGUAGUCAAGGCGGUGAUUGUGGGCUCAAGACUCUCUUCAGACAGCGAGAAAUAUGCUAAGAGUAAUCUCGCAACUUUCUCUUUCUCGCUCGAUGACGAGGACAGGGACCUCAUCUCAGAAGCACAGUCAGGAUUGACGGACAUCCCAGGAGAUUGCGGCGACGAGUAUCGCCAACCGCCAUAUCUGACGGCAGCGGGCGACUUGAGCGACCACAUCAAGGAGACAGCCGAGCUGCGAAAUGUCGAGCAAGCUAUCGCUAAAGGACAUCGAGUCGAGUACCGUUCUGGCAGCAAAUGGGAGCCAAUAGCAGGCUACUGCCGCGCAGUGCGAGUCGGCGACACUAUCAGAGAGGCACUUGCCCCCGUUGUCAAACUGUCGCGGUACUCGACAUUAUCGCGCGCGCACUGA
Molecule: messenger RNA, 1182 nt
Organism: Phaeoacremonium minimum UCRPA7
Lineage: Eukaryota; Fungi; Ascomycota; Sordariomycetes; Togniniales; Togniniaceae
Product: putative endoribonuclease l-psp protein
Exons: 3
Coding region: 1-1182 (393 amino acids)
Source: RefSeq, a predicted model, not a curated record